Molecule: messenger RNA, 1452 nt
Organism: Suillus fuscotomentosus
Lineage: Eukaryota; Fungi; Basidiomycota; Agaricomycetes; Boletales; Suillaceae
Exons: 8
Coding region: 1-1452 (483 amino acids)
Source: RefSeq, a predicted model, not a curated record
AUGUCUGGAGGGUCGCCCUGGUUGCUCAUUUGUUGCUGCACCAAUAGGGUUGAAGACCUUCCGUGGGAGUGCCUCACAUCCGUUUUCUGCCCGUCUUUCACCACGACACAAACUCUCACGAUCAUAUUCCGCAACGCAACACAAGGUUGGUUGCAAGCUUUUGAUGCCCGCGCUGUCGCUGUGCAGGGAAAUUUAAUCAUUACAACGCCCAACAUGCACUUCGUUCCAGAGUUUCACCACUUUGAAGAAGAAGACCUACAAGCCUGGGCAGAUGGUCGCUUCGGCGUUAUUGAUUGCUUCCAGUGGCCUCAGUUCUACGAUGACUCUUUUGUCACGCUGUUUGCAUUCCUCGAAAGGAGGCAUUUCCAUUCCCGCAUCCGCUACAUUGGGCCUGGUUCACCCCUAGCCGGGAUGACCUUAAGCACGCUGGCUCCUGAUAAGGUCUAUGGCUUGCAGUCCCUUCUCAAACUGGCUGAGCAACGAGUCCGCAAUUACAGAAAGGAUCAGCUGGACAGAGGUCAAAUCAUAUACAGUCGCCUCUUGUACCUCCAUCAUGCCAUCGCACGGUUGAAGUCCCACCCCCUUACUUUUCGAGAUCUCCUCAUUUUUGUCACCGACGCUCAGCGCCUCUUUCUCGACAUAUACUCUUACAUUGACUGGGUACUCAUCGCCCAACCUCGUACCACUUUCAGUGUUCGCCAUGAGGUCAACUUAGGAUGGAUGGGGGGGUUCGCGCAGAGCAGCGACAUCUGCGAGAAGUUAUUCUGCGCUGGUGUCCCAGCUUGGUAUGUCCGUGCAAGUGCAUACAUACCCCCGAAAAUGAUGGUCGUUGAACUGGUCUUACUCACAUGCCUGGAUCACAUCAUUAUUGCCAUGUACGCAGAGGGCAGAAAAAUCCGCCCAUUUGAAGUCAUCUACCGUGGUCAAGGUGGUCACAAUCAUCAUACGCACAUUCGCCACCUAUAUGCAGGCACGACAUACCAAGAUCCCGAGUCUGACAAAUCCUCUCAACCAUCGUCCAGCUCGAGUCGUCCUGCUUCUGGUCCCAAAUUAUCUGCUCUUGGCAAGGCGCCUAAACAAAAGGGUAAACAACGGCACCGGCCUUACUUCAUCGAAGCUCGCCCUACACAAUUUCCUGAACCCACUCUCCUCAUCGGUCCCAAGUUUCCUGAACGAUUGCAACUAUACCUUGCCAACUGGCUCGCUGCUCGUCCACUCGUCCCUUCUGUCCAACCACAAUCUUCCAAAGGGAAAGAGCCAGACGGAAAGAGUCUUACAGCCACCGAGAAGGGGAAGCGAGCAAUGCAGGACUUAUUCGGCGAUGACCUGUUGGAAACUCAGGGUGAUAUAUUUUCGCCAGAAGGAGUUGUUGAAUUUCGGGGUGAACAAGUCUCCAUCGCUAGUCUUGCUACCCCUCCUUCGCUUCUGGUCCAGAAGAUCACCUGGGAGUAG